AUGCACUGCACCGCGGGCAAGAUCCUUUGUGGCUCCUGUGAUGAUCUCUUUGGAGAGUUCUUUGUGCCCGGAAAGCGCAUGGGUGCGGAGUACAUGAAAGAGGCGUUCAAGGCCUGGGACGAAGACAACUCGGGGUGGAUUGACACCGGCGAACUCCGCAGAGUUUUGAAGGUUAGGACACCUGGGCGAUUUGUCCACGUGAGCCAUGGCGAGCUCUGCGUCAGUCGAGGUGGUAGCAGCACUGCCAAGUCUAGUGAUACUGGUGCAGCGGUUGUUGAACACUUCACUGAGCAUUUUGUGGCAGCAGUGUCACUGGAUGAUGGGUUCCAGAAGUAUGACACUUUGUCAGUUUUGCGACAGAAACGAGCUGCCCGUGCCAUGAUGUCACCGCCCUCAUCACCUUCGUUUUCGACACCCCUGUCCGAAGUUUUGCUGGUGAGCUCCCCCGGUUUUGGGGUGAUCGAUUCUGGCUGUGGUCGAACGAUUGUAGGUCAGGAGACUUUGAAAGAAUUUGAACAGCUCUGGCGUGCUAAGGGCAUUCCAGUCCCUGUUCCCUUUUCUGAGGUGAAUCAUUUCAAGUUUGGAAAUGGACAGCGUGAAACCACAGAUUCAUCAGUGAAGCUUCCAGUUGUGAUUGCAGGCAGAUCCGGUAGCAUCAAAGCAGCCAUCGUGAAAGGAUCUGCCCCACUGUUGAUUUCAAGAAAUGCACUGCAAUUGUUGGAAGCUGUUGUGAAUUUUGGUCGAAAUGAGCUGUCACUGUUCUCAGAUCAGAUCACGGUCCCUUUGACCAUCAAUGCAGCCGGCCAGUAUGCCAUCAAUUUGCUCGACCAGGUAGGUGAUUUGAAGGAGCCGUUUCAGGAAGUUUUGAUGAACGCCACCACUGAGCCUUCGAAGCCGUCAGAGCCAUCCAGCCCAGCACAGUUGUCUGCCGACAUGAGUGCAGGAAAUGAAGCUGCCAAGGCAUCAGCAACAGAAUCUGAUGUCCCAAUGGAGUCUGAGUCUCCACCAACUGAUGUACAACCCGGAGGACUGUCCAAUGAGCAGAGUGAGAAGCCAGUUGAGUCUCAGUCCCAGUAUGGUCCGAUGCGCCGCAUUCCAUCAAAGAAUGGCCCAGCUGCCUUGUACAGGCCUCCAGCAAUGCGUGAGCAAGAUUUUCUCGAAAUGAUGAAGGAAGUGGUUCCACGAUUGCUUGAACAUGCCACUAGUCCUGCAGGUGCCCAGACUGAUUCUCAAAAGCGUCCUCUGGAAAGCCCGGAAUCAGCCGUUGAACCACCCAGCUCACGUGCUCGCAUCAGUGAGGCUGAAGCCCUGAAUGUGCAUGAGGCUCUGUCAGUUGAAGAGAUCAAUGAACUAUGUUUUUUAGUGAACGCAAUGUCUCUCACGCCUGAUGAGUCAGCGGAGCUGCAGCGCCUUUUGGCGAAGGCCAAAGGAAGGGCAGCACCUCCGAAAGCCUCCGAUGAAUUUGAAGAUCGUGCCGUGUAUGACCCGAACACGGGUUUGUUCAUCAAUCCGACCACUGGUGACACUCUCAGUGUUUGGGAAGAGCCCGAUUGGUCUCCAACGACUGGGGCAAUGACUGAUGGCUCGAAGCGUCGUGAGGAGAUGGAUCUCCACAAUCCAGCCAAGAAGCUGGUGACUCCCAAGGCUCAAGCACCUUUUCCUAUGCGUGUCUCUGGCGAGAUGGUUUCCGCUUCCUAUGCUGCCCAUGGCUCUGGAAUCGAAGUACCCUUUCCAGUGUCUGGAGAGAGGCCUACGCCGGAGAAGAUGAUGCUUCCAGAGAUGCCACCCGACAUCUCUGAUGUUGAGACAUGGGGUCGCACAUUGAUCAGUUUUGGUACCUACAAGAAUGCCAACAUGAGCUAUUUUGAUUUGAUGAAUUCUGAGGAUGACCGUGCCGUGAACUACAUCAAGUGGUGUCGUUCGCACAGCAAGAAUGCCCAGGGCCAGUUGCGUGACUUGUGCAACUACAUGAUGCACUUUUACCAAGAUGAUAUGAGCUCUGGAGUUCCAAUUCCGGGCACACAGCAAGUUCGUCGUUUCAAAGCUUAG
Cladocopium goreaui is the source of this 2049-nucleotide messenger RNA. The record is from the annotation of a GenBank genome assembly. NCBI's taxonomy places the organism in Eukaryota, Dinophyceae, Suessiales, Symbiodiniaceae.